UCUUAACACGGAAGUACAAUAAGCUACUGACUAAGUGACUAUCGUCAUAUAUAAACUCAGAAGGGCUGAGGCUUUAGUCAUUACAGGUUAGAAAUCUCCACUAAACCAUCUCGUACUGAGAAGAAGUGCUUGAAGAUAGACAGAAGAUCAAGUUAUAGAAGAAGAAAUGUUUCUAUCGUGUUUGCUAAUUGUGCUUGCGGUCGCUGAGGCUAUGGGCUCUUCGCCUUCGCCUGAUACGAGCAAGAUUCAAGAAUUGGAAAAACAAGUGGCAAUUUUGACAAACCUUGUCCAUGCCCAAUCAAACAUAAUGAGCAAAUUCUCGUGUCAAGAAGGCUCGCAUUCAAAUCCCGUAUCAGAAUGCAUCUUGAAAGUAGCAGACCAGGCGAAGAAGAUUGCAAAACUAGAGAACGAACUGAAGUCCUUACAAAGUAUCACAAAGAUCCAGGAGAGGGACAUUGAUCAGUUAAAUACGACUAAAUUAGAUUUAUACACAAAGGUUUCCAGUCAAAAAAUACAAUUAACAUCGCUAGAUAACAAAUACGCUUCCGAAAUAUCGAAUGUUCGCUCUAGCAUCCAGAAUGUCGACCAGAAAACGAACACGCUCACAAACAGCGUUAAUCAACUACAAACAAGGGUCCAACAGGUCGCAGGUCAGUGGCCAUCUGGCAGUUAUUGUAUCUUGGCAAGUGGGGCGUGCCCAGUGGGCUUUUCGCGCCGUAGCGGUCACAUGAGAGCUAUCAGUAUAUAUGCUGGGAGUUCUGAUUAUAUAAAACAGGCGACAUUUGGGGAUAGUAAAAUACAAUGUCAUGGUAGAUGUGGACAAUAUGGCAAUUGGAUUGGUGAAUUGUACAUCAAUGCAUGCUGCAAAUGAACAUGAUUAAAAAGUCCAAUAAAAUAGUUUUGACGAGUUCACG
Dendronephthya gigantea is the source of this 914-nucleotide messenger RNA. RefSeq lists its product as uncharacterized. Lineage: Eukaryota; Metazoa; Cnidaria; Anthozoa; Malacalcyonacea; Nephtheidae. The coding region runs from base 167 to 871 and encodes 234 amino acids. The record is from RefSeq and is a predicted model, not a curated record. The transcript is spliced from 4 exons.